Messenger RNA from Chrysemys picta bellii (western painted turtle), 2273 nucleotides. NCBI's taxonomy places the organism in Eukaryota, Metazoa, Chordata, Testudines, Emydidae. The record is from RefSeq and is a predicted model, not a curated record.
GGGGAGAGAACCCAGGAGUCCUGACUCCAGCUUUCUUCCCCUCGCAGCGGUGGCCAUGGCAGCCCCGGCGGGCUUGGAUGACGCUUUCCUCCGGAAGCUGCGGACCCGCUACGAAGCCCACGACCCCGUCACGGCCGCCGCCCGCCUCCAGGCCCUGGUGGAUUCGGUCAACACCCUGAAGGUCGACGUGGCUGUGGUGGGCCGCCGGGGCGCCGGGGUCACCACGCUGAUCCACGCCCUCGUGGGAGAACGCCCCGGCCUGGACAACGCCCAGGCCUUCUUCCAGCAGGCGCCGGAACCCCCGGGGCAGCCGGCCGGCUACACCCACCCCACCUACCCCAACCUGGCACUGUGGGAUCUCCCGGGCUUCCAGGAGCCGGAGAAGCCGGGCGACUACACGAAGCGGCUGGGGGACCUGGGGAAGUUCACCUGCCUGCUGCUGGUGGUGGCCGAGGGAAGCCCGGCAGAUCCCCACCUGCAGCUCCUCAAGGCCUUCCAGCAGAAGCGGAAGCCCUACUACGUGGUGCGCACCAAGGUGGACCUGGACUUGCACACGGCCAAGCGGCGGUUCCAGGCCCGGUACAGCUCGGCCGAGGCGCUGGCCCUGGCCCGGAACGGGGUGGCCGAGGUGCUGGCCAAGAACAGGCUGGAGCCCAACAGGGUUUUCCUGGUCUCGGCCCUGGAGACGGACAGGUACCAGUUCAGCCAGUUCCAGGACAAACUGGAGGAGGAGCUAAUCCAGCUGAAGAGGGCCCAGGACGGGGAGCUGGACGACCUGAGGGCUGUGAACACGAGGAAGACCCAAGAGCUGUACCAGGCCUGUGCCACGGGGGGACUGGCAGGGGUGCCUGCCAUCAUCCGCUCGGCGCUGGAAGAGCCCUCGCAGAUCCGGCUGGACGUGGCGGUGCUGGGGGAGGCUGGCUCGGGCAAGUCGGCGCUGGUGAACGCUCUGAGGGGGGUGGGCUGCGGGGAGCCAGAGGCAGCACCCACGGGGGUGACGGCCACCACCCAGAAAGCCACAGCUUACGCCCACCCCACCGUGCCUGGCCUGUAUCUGUGGGACUUGCCGGGAGUGGGGGUAACGGAGGAGGACGUGGGGCGGCUGGAUCUGUCCCGUUACGACUUCUUCCUGCUGACGGCCUCGGAGCGCUACCGCCACGCCCAGAGCCAGCUCGCCCGGGCCAUCAGCGCGGCCGGGAAGCGGUUCUUCUUCAUCAGGACCAAGGUGGAUGUGGACGCCCAGCCCGGCUCUGAGCCCGGCCCCGAGCCCGGCCCCUUGGAGGAGAUCCGGAGCAGCUGUGUGGAUGCCCUCCAGAAGGACGGCGUGGGCUCCCCCAGGGUCUUCCUCGUCUCCAGCCUUCUCCGCGAGGCCUACGACCUGCCGGCCCUCCGGGCGGCCCUGGAGAGCGAUGCCCCAGCCUUGAAGAGGGAGGCACUGGAGAAGGCCAUCCCCGUGGCCUUGAGCCGCCUGGUGAGGAGGAAGAGCAAGGCGCUGAUGAAGGACGUCUGGGGCAAGACCCUGAAUACCUGCCUGUACUACGCAGAGAAACCUGGCCCGGAUGUGGCCACCAGCCUCGUCGACACAAUCUCGGCUUUCUCCAUCGAGCUGGGCCUGGACGAGGAGUCCUUGGCCCAGGUGGCCAAAGCCACAGGGAAGCCGGCCGGGCUGCUCCAGGCCGAGAUCCGGAGCCCCUGGGUCAAGCGGCUGGACCCGGAGCAGGUGCUGAAGCAGAUAACUAAGCCAGCGCCCUUCUCCUCCCGAAUGUGGAACUUUGUGCCCUACUGGGGCCGCGGGGCCGAGGGGCAGCCCGAGAUCUCCCUGGAGGCCACCUACAGGCUGCUGACACAGGCCCUGGCAGAGAUGACGGAGGACGCAGAGCGGAUGCUGCACCAAGCCCAUGCCAAGGAGUAGGGGGAGGGGCUGUUUGUAGAGUGUUUCCUCCCCCAGCACGGAGAUGCAGCCCCCUCUGAGGCGGGCUCGGGGGCUGUGUAUGUGGUGCUGAAUUCCAGCCAGGGCGGCUGUGACACAGGGGUUGCUGCUGCAUUAGCGGAGUGUGGUUAUAUAGCUGUGGCAUUGCAUGGUUUUUUCCUGUGUCCCGCACUUGUCAGAAUAACGGGCGACCUGCCCGCCUAGGGGGCGCCCUGCUGAGCUCAGCGAGGCUGAUGUUCUAGCCAGGGACACACACACUGGGCCCUCCGCAGCGCAGACUUUGUAUUAGUUCUUUCUUGUCUGUUUUCCUUCAAUCAGAAAUAAAAGGGAGACCCGGACAGGA